CUUGACUAGUGCGCUAAAAACACCUCUUUAUCUCGUUACCAGAAAAAUCAAACUCGUUUACACCACUAUGAAUAAGGGAAGGAAAGGCCCGUUUUAACAGACGAUUAAGAAUGGCCCUGCUUGGAUACAGAGAGUAACAGACAAUUACGAAAGAAACUGGGUGGGGGCUGCGCAUCAAAAGAAUGGAGAACGAAGGCGAUAAGGAAGAGAGGCCAAAUCUGGGGAGCCAUUCCCAUGGUAACCUCGUGGCUGCCUCCGGUGACGAAAAUCUUAAGGAAAUCUUUCAUCAUAUCAGGACCUCCAGAGCCCCUGCAGUUAUCAACUACGGUGCAUCUUGGUGUCAUGUUUGCAGCCAGAUAUUUCCUGCAUUCUGCCAGUUGAGUAACAAGUUUCCCAAGCUUUCCUUUGUGUAUGCUGAUAUUGAUGAAUGUCCAGAUACAACAAAGCAUAUUCGGUAUACGCCAACUUUUCAUUUUUAUAGAGAUGGUGAAAGGGUUGAUGAAAUGUUUGGUGCUGGUGAAGAGCGAUUGCAUGACCGCCUGUGGUUGCACUCUUGAAAAACAAUUCACCUUUUGCAGUAACUGAGCAUGAUGAAGAAUAUUUCAUCCAUCAUAAGAUGUGCCAUCUGCCAAUAUCUUCAUCCUGCUAUGCCAUCACUGAUAUGUUUUUGUUUUUUUGAGUUUGCCUAGAUUGUAAAUUAUUCUGCUACACAUGAUCUUGUGGCUUUCACAGCUACCAUCUGAUUCGUCGUGUAUGUAAAGAUAAAUUGGACGUUUACUGAGAUCCUUUUCCCCCUUCUGUGGUGGAUGAAGAAAAUCGUUGUUUAAGUA
Coffea eugenioides is the source of this 830-nucleotide messenger RNA. Its product is annotated as thioredoxin-like 3-3. The record is from RefSeq and is a predicted model, not a curated record. The transcript is spliced from 3 exons. Lineage: Eukaryota; Viridiplantae; Streptophyta; Magnoliopsida; Gentianales; Rubiaceae. Bases 183 to 557 code for a protein of 124 amino acids.